GCCAGGCUCCUGCCUGCCUUCGCUCUGCACCCGUCGGUCCCCGCCGGUGUCUGCAAGCCCCGCGGUGCUAGCGGUCUUACCUAUCCCGGCUGCGGGCUCGAGGAGCGUCUGCCCGACCACACCUCUGGCACUGCAGAGGAUACAGAGCCUUAGAGGAGCAGCUCGCCUUGAAUGGAGGAAGGCAUCGUGCUGGAGUUAGCUCUCUUGGAGCUCACUCAUCGGGCCUGACCCAGCAUUGCAGAGACUCUCCUAGGGAGGAGGUUGGCAGAGCAGACUUCGGGAGGAGAAGGGAUUGCAGCCGUUCUGCUGGAAGCAGGGACCCUCCGGCAUAGCGAUAGUUUCAAGUGUGUGUUUGAGAAAAGUUUGGGAAGGAUGAUCUCGAGAACGGUGUGCCUGUUCGGAACUUCUCCGACUAUUAACUUUCAUUUAUUUCUUGGAGUCUUUAUGUACCGAGCGCUCGCUGGCUAUGCAAAGAUGAAUGAAGCCUAGGAGGUCAAAGAAGGCUCCCCGGGAGUGGUCCUUGAAUUGUCCAACAGGUUGAAGGGCAAGAAAAAUGGGUAGGGGGCAGACGCAUGAUGUUACUGGGAAAAAUUCAACUUCGACAAGGAUGCCACAUGGAAAUUACUGCGGCAGAAACAGCUCUUCCGAUGACAGGGCACAGCCCUGUGUUUGCCAUGCAGCAGAUGGUGGCGGGCGCGCCCCAUGUACUGGUACGGAGAACCUUCCCCAGACCGGACCUCCUUAUGACAAGGACUCUGUGCAGCCCAGGUCCCAGCCAGCCCAGAGAGAAGCGACCAGAGGCUGCGGCCUUAGGGCUGUAUCACCGCCUCCCAGCACUGGGAAGAAGCCUGGGCCACACCAUCCGGCAACAGGCGUCCUCCACAGCCAAAGCUUGGUGGGACAGAUAUGAAGAGUUUGUGGGACUCAAUGAAGUUCGAGAGGCCCAGGGAAAUGUGACAGAGGCGGAGAAAGUGUUCAUGGUGGCCCGCAGCCUUGUCGGAGAGGCUCGGGAGGCUCUAGAAGCCCAGCAGGCUAAGCUGAAGGAGGUGAGGGACCGCUUGGACCGAGUCUCCAGAGAGGACAACCAGUACCUGGAACUGGCUACCUUGGAACACAGGAUGCUGCAGGAAGAGAAGAGGCUCCGAACAGCGUAUCUGCGUGCGGAAGACUCGGAGCGGGAGAAGUUCUCUCUCUUCUCGGCAGCUGUGCGGGAGAGUCAUGAGAAGGAGCGCACAAGGGCCGAGAGGACCAAGAACUGGUCCCUCAUUGGGUCGGUUCUAGGAGCUCUGAUCGGUGUGGCUGGCUCCACCUACGUUAACCGGGUCCGGCUGCAAGAGCUGAAGGCCUUACUCCUGGAGGCCCAGAAAGGGCCCGCAAGUCUCCAGGAGGCCAUCCGUGAACAGGCUUCUAGCUACUCCCUCCAACAGAGAGACCUCCAGGACCUUAUGGUGGAUCUGAGGGGCCUGGUGCAUGCUGGGCAGGGCCAGGGCUCCGGGUUACCAACAGGUCCUCCAUCUACCCCAGGAAAAGACAUCGAUGUCCUUUCAGCGGCCAUGAAAGAGCAGCUCAGUCAUUCCCGGCAGGUCCAUUCCUGCCUAGAGGGUUUACGAGAGCAGCUUGACGGCCUGGAAAAGACUUGCAGCCAAAUGGCUGGGGUGGUUCAGCUCGCAAAGGCUACAGCACAUCCAGGCCCGGUGGAGCCGGGAGAUGGGCCCCUGCCCAGCUCUCUGUUGGAACGUGGGAGCGUGAUCUUGGCCCUGUCUGAUGUGGAGCAGAGGUUAGAGGCCCAAGUCAACAGGAAUGCUGUCUGCAGCACACUGGUCACCUGUGUCACUGUUGUAGCCACACUGCCGCUGCUGUACAUGCUCUUCAAGACCAGCUAGCCCUGGCGUCCGUCUUCAGAGGGGCCUAAUGGGGAAGGUGGCUUUUGUUGGUGAGAGAAUGAAUUCUGAGGUACAUACACUUGAGCCUGACUCUGAGUGCCAUCAGGGGGUUCUCCAGCAGGUAUAUAUUUUGUAGGGAAUGCUUAUUUACAUUAUCAAAACUUUGUGCAAAUGUUCAAUUAAAACACCUAAGAGUUUGUAUUAUUUAAAA
Messenger RNA from Meriones unguiculatus (Mongolian gerbil), 2094 nucleotides. It is a transcript of the gene Ccdc51, whose product is annotated as coiled-coil domain containing 51. NCBI's taxonomy places the organism in Eukaryota, Metazoa, Chordata, Mammalia, Rodentia, Muridae. The coding region runs from base 573 to 1883 and encodes 436 amino acids. The record is from RefSeq and is a predicted model, not a curated record. The transcript has 4 exons.